UCAUUUUUUUUUGGGAAGCUCUUUCUUUCUUUCUUGUCUUGGGGGGACUUUUGCCGGAAAAUCGAGUUGAAAUUUUCUUGGCGGCCAAACAGUGGAGGGCGGGGCGAAUCAAAUGUGAUGGGAGGUGGACUCUCGACCGUCUUCCCGUGCUUCACGCCGGCGAGCCGGAGCAACCACCCGGACCCCCACCAUGACCUCCAUAGCCACCACCAGAACCAGGACUUGAUCUUCACUUCCUCCGAGCCUCUCGACGAAACCCUAGGCCACUCAUUCGUCUACGUCCGGAGCUCCGCGCGCUUCCUCUCUCCGACUCAGUCCGAUCGCUUCGUUUCCCCUUCACAGUCGCUCCGAUUCUCGCCCUCGCACGAGCCGGGAGUCUCGAGGACGCGAGCCGGACCGCCGGAGACCGGGUUCCGGACGAUCUCAGGCGCCUCCGUCAGCGCCAACACCUCCACUCCCCGAACUGUCCUCCAGCUCGACAAUAUUUACGACGAUGCCACUGAGACCACUCUCGGCUGCGGCGGAGUCGGCGUCGGUGGCGGCGGCGUCAGAGGAAGCAUCGUCAACGGCUUCGAGAGCACGUCUUCGUUCAGCGCCCUUCCGCUUCAGCCGGUGCCGAGGGGUGGCGGAGGCGGAGGAGGAGAGCCGUCGGGCCCAAUGGAGCGCGGCGGGUUCUUCCUCUCCGGUCCAAUCGAGCGCGGCGCGCUCUCUGGCCCACUGGACGCCAACGCCGCCGGCGCCGGGUGCGAUGGGAGUGGCCGGGUCCACUUCUCGGCACCUCUCGGCGGGCCUUAUGUAAAAAGGAAGAGAAAGAAGGGCAUUUCCGGAAUUCGGAAGGCGUUUUACCGGAACUUCUCGGAGAAAAAGAGGCCCUGGGUUGUCCCUGUGCUUAAUUUCGUUGGGAGAAAGGAGAGCUCCGGUUUGGGAGAUGAGUCGGAGGCGAGAAGCGAGACUAGUAAUGUCCAGUGGGCCCUCGGAAAAGCCGGCGAGGAUCGUGUACAUGUGGUCGUAUCGGAGGAACAGGGGUGGUUGUUCGUCGGGAUUUACGACGGAUUCAACGGCCCUGAUGCGCCGGAAUUUCUCAUGGGAAACCUUUACCGCGCCGUACACAAUGAGCUUCAGGGCUUGUUUUGGGUGGUCGACGAAGCAGAGGAAGCUACUAGCGAUCCGCAAAAUGUGGUAGCCGAAGAGAAUGAAAAUGCAGUUGCCGUAGAGGAAACAAAUCAAUCGGAGGUUAGAACGGAGAAAAGAGUGACUUUUCAAUCGGAGGAGACGGAGAGGCCGGCGGAGACUAGAAGGCGGCGGCUUCGCGAUUUUCUUGCGGAGGACGAUGCUGAGGACGGGCUUGACCUCUCGGGCUCACAGCGGUUCGCGUUCUCAGUUGAUGACGCGCUCAUCGUAAGCAACGGCGGGUCUGCGGCAAGCAGACGGUGGCUGCUGCUGUCGAAGUUGAAGCAGGGGUUGUCGAAGCACAGGGAAGGCCAUGGAAGGAAGUUCUUCCCGUGGAGGUUCGGGUUGGAGGAUAAGGAGAAGGUUGAGGUUGAGGUGGAGAAUAGAGUAGAGGAGGAGAGGUCUAAUCGGGGCAGCCGGAGACGGAAGGAGGGUCCGGUCGAUCACGAAUUGGUGUUGGGAGCGUUGUCCAGGGCUCUAGAAGUGACUGAGCUCGCGUAUUUGGACAUGACAGAUAAGGUUCUCGAUACGAAUCCAGAGCUUGCGCUGAUGGGUUCUUGCUUGUUGGUUGUGCUGAUGAGGGAUGAGGAUGUGUAUGUUAUGAAUGUGGGGGAUAGUCGGGCAAUCGUGGCGCAGUAUGAGCCGGAGGAAGUCGGUUCUAGCGCGCAUUCGAGAGGGCAGGGAGAGAACGGAUCGGGCACGGAAGGGAUAGUUGAGGAGUCCUUGGCUGCAGGUGAAAGGGCAAUGAAGCUGGAGAACGAGACUCCUGCUCAGGCGAUGAAAUUGACCGCAUUGCAGCUGUCCACGGAUCACAGCACAAAUAUUGAGGAAGAAAUCAUAAGAAUCAAGAACGAACACCCGGAUGACAAAAAUUGCAUUGUUAAUGAUAGAGUGAAAGGUCGACUCAAGGUUACCAGAGCAUUUGGCGCAGGAUUUCUGAAACAGCCCAAGUGGAAUGAUGCAUUGCUCGAAAUGUUCCGAAAUGAGUACAUUGGUACUGCACCGUACAUUUCCUGUUCACCUUCUCUUCGCCACCAUAGACUCUGUCCUAGAGAUCAGUUCUUAGUCCUCUCGUCAGAUGGUUUAUAUCAGUAUUUGACCAAUGAGGAAGUGGUUUCUCAUGUCGAGAAUUUCAUGGAGAAGUUUCCAGAGGGAGACCCAGCACAACAUUUGAUAGAGGAGCUUCUAUUCCGUGCAGCAAAGAAAGCUGGAAUGGAUUUCCAUGACUUACUAGACAUCCCACAAGGAGAUAGGAGGAAGUACCAUGAUGAUGUUACAGUGAUGAUUAUCUCACUUGAAGGAAGGAUUUGGAAGUCAUCAGGAAAGUACCUCUGACAAUGUACUGCAGAAUCCGUCUUCUCUCUACAGGUGAUAUUGCAGCUCAGUUCUCCAAGUAAUAUUCGCAAGCGGUGAGGAAAGCUUUACCGCUGACCAUUUCCUUCAGUUAGGGGUUUUUUCUUUUUUUUUUUCCUCCGUCUUACAGCAUAAGGAUACAGCUAAAUAGGGGGUGGCGCAGGUGGUAAUGGCAAAUGGGCUGAUGUUAGAUAUUACAAAAACUUGAAUAGAUGAAAAGAAAUUUGGUUUCGGGGGAAAACAGGAGAAUUUGCAGAUGGGGUUGAUGGGAAAUGCUCUUUAGGUGAAAAAGAAAAUUCAAUUUUCUUUUUCUUUUGGUUGUUUUUUCUUUUUUAGACGUUUUUUGGUUAUAAGAUAGAAAUAUUGUGUAGGUGCCGGCUCCAUUUCAUCAGUGCCAUGUUCUUCUCUUUGGAAGCCGAAAAAAAUGUCUGUAAAUUGGUGGGGGGGGUACAAAUUUAUUUACUGAAAUUGAGCAUUUCCUAGUCAAUGGUGAGCAGCUGUAACUUUGAAGGUGGGUUUUCCACCAUUGCGGAUUUGAAAGAGAUGAAAAUUUUGCCCA
Molecule: messenger RNA, 3082 nt
Organism: Morus notabilis
Lineage: Eukaryota; Viridiplantae; Streptophyta; Magnoliopsida; Rosales; Moraceae
Product: protein phosphatase 2C 29
Exons: 4
Coding region: 118-2505 (795 amino acids)
Biological process (GO): protein dephosphorylation
Molecular function (GO): protein serine/threonine phosphatase activity
Source: RefSeq, a predicted model, not a curated record